UCGACAUUGUUGAAUUUUUGAAGUCAAUUCCACCUAUGUACUUGGAUGAAAACAAGUCUUUGAUUCUGAAUAUUGUGGAAAGCCAGAAUUCGGGGAAGAUUAAUGAGUGUACUGAGUAAGCUUUACUGGCAAACUUUGGCUAUUCUUACAUGAUUCAUAAUUGUGUCUCUGCUUGGUAAUUUUGCAAACUAGUGCGAAAUGGUGGUAUGCAAAACGAUUUCUACAUCCUGACAUUGUGGCACCAUAUGAUUACAUAUUUAUCUGGGACGAAGAUUUGGGAGUGGAUAAUUUUGAUUCUUAAAAGUUAGCACUCUUUCUGCAUCAUAUCCUCUAAUGUCUUGAGCUAUUCAGUACAGAACUUUUGUCAUUUUUUUUAUUGAAUUUUCAGAUACGUUGAUUUGGUUAAGAAACAUGGUUUGGAAAUUUCACAGCCUGGUGUGGAUCCUAAUAGUCCGUUUACAUGGCAGAUUACAAGGAAAAGACAUGACAGUGAAGUUCACAAGAGCACAGAGGAGAAACCAGGAUGUUAAAUUUCAGUUAAAUUGUUCAAUUUUUGCUACAAAAAUGGAGAAUGAUUCUUCCAAGAAAAUUGAAGUUUCUGCCCUAAACCCCAAUUUACAAUCAAGAGGUGCUUUGGUUGUAUUAGAAAGGUUAGAUCGAAGUGGAAAGAGCUCUCAGUGUAUUCAGCUUCUCUCUCACUUGCAAAGUAUUGGGUGUUCUGCUGAAAUAUGGCGGUUUUCGGAUCGAAAUACUGCUGUUGGGCAGAUGAUCUCUGCUUAUCUUUCCAAUCAAUCUAAUUUGGAUGAUCAUACUAUUCAUCUUUUGUUCAGUGCUAAUCGUUGGGAGAAAAGAUGGUUGAUGCCUGCUUGCCAAUGGAAGAAGUCCAGAAGAAGCUCAGAGAAUAUGUGCUUGAGUGUGUUGCGGCCUGCAAAAAUGGAAGGGCUCUGUCUCACUUCUGGUCACAAUAGGCAAGCUGCCAUAUGCCUCUUGCUCGCUUGGGCGAAAUUGUAUACUAUAGUCAGUAAUCAGUAGUUACCACGUUUUGAACUCUAGGUUGAGCUGUUGAGGUACUUCUACCUUUAAGUUUAAGUCUAGAAGUUGGAGUUGUAUUAUACGUUGAUUUGGUUAAGAAACAUGGUUUGGAAAUUUUAUGGGUAGGCCAAAUUACAAAGGAGACUCUGCCGAAAUUUACAUUUGCAUUAUUCAAUAAUAUUGCAUUUUAAUUUCAA
This is a messenger RNA of Chenopodium quinoa (quinoa), 1229 nucleotides long. Its product is annotated as thymidylate kinase-like. Gene Ontology annotation, molecular function: dTMP kinase activity. Bases 412 to 1032 code for a protein of 206 amino acids. Gene Ontology annotation, biological process: dTDP biosynthetic process; dTTP biosynthetic process; dUDP biosynthetic process. The record is from RefSeq and is a predicted model, not a curated record. Gene Ontology annotation, cellular component: nucleus; mitochondrion; cytoplasm. The transcript is spliced from 5 exons. NCBI's taxonomy places the organism in Eukaryota, Viridiplantae, Streptophyta, Magnoliopsida, Caryophyllales, Amaranthaceae.